GGAGGCUACUUCGCCGCGGUGGCGCGCGCCGAGCGGGCGGCGGCGCCGACCUUUGGCACGACGCUGUCGCCGUGGGAGGAGGUCGCGGAGUUCUAUGGCUUCUGGCUCGGCUGGUCCAGCCACGCUCCGUAUCCGCAGGCAGAGAGGCACGGCGUGGCGGCGGUGGCGGCCGCGCCGAACCGCCAGGUGCGGCGGCUGAUGGAGGCCGAGGACGAGAAGCUCCAGCGGCAGGCGCGCAAGGCCUUCUCGCUGCGCGUGCGCCGCGUCGCGCAGGAGGCGAACCAGCACGACCCCAGGGUGCUCCGCAGGCGCCAGGAGCGGGAGCGCGAAGAGCGCGAACGCGAGCGCGAGCGCGAGCUGGCGAGGGCGGACCGGGAGGCGGAGGACGAGGCGCAGGGCGACGCGCGCGCCGCGCGCCUCGGCGCCGCCCGCGCCGCGGACGAGGCGCGGUGGGCGGCCGCCGGCAAGCGGCGCGCCGCCGGCGAGGACGGCGGCGAGCACUGGAG
Messenger RNA from Prorocentrum cordatum, 506 nucleotides. The record is from the annotation of a GenBank genome assembly. NCBI's taxonomy places the organism in Eukaryota, Dinophyceae, Prorocentrales, Prorocentraceae.